UUGAUGACGAUAGUAAGCCGAACAGGUUUUGAAUUCACAGCAGACUAUCACGACRGCUGAGUAAACUCCAUAGCAGUCAAAAUGAUCAAGGUGCUGGCUGUAUUUUGUCUCGUGCUUUGCACGUUUUGGACGUCAACAGCAAAAGAUGUGCAAUUUUCAGCUAUCAAGUGCCAUAAAUACCCAGCUCCCAAAAACGGCCAGAUGUAUUGUACGACGACUUCCGGUUCAUCAGAUGUGACAUGCUCCAUGAAAUGCAACAAAGGUUAUGACGUCAACUUCCUUGGAUCAAAAACAUACGUUUGUAAUGACAAUGGCUCGUGGACCACAAUGCCUCCUGGUGGUGAUUUGCCCUGGCCAGAUUGUAGAAUAUAUGGAAGAGGAGAACCAGUCCCCUAAAAUGGCGACGCGAARCAACCUUGGACUGUCAUCCUUUGGCUGAAGACACAAGACGAACUUGACGAGUUUAUAAUGCAAUUAAACGAUUUAUUUAAAAAUUAAAAUAUCAGUGAUCCUG
Messenger RNA from Exaiptasia diaphana, 514 nucleotides. RefSeq names its product sushi repeat-containing protein SRPX. NCBI's taxonomy places the organism in Eukaryota, Metazoa, Cnidaria, Anthozoa, Actiniaria, Aiptasiidae. Bases 82 to 396 code for a protein of 104 amino acids. The record is from RefSeq and is a predicted model, not a curated record. The transcript has 4 exons.